GGUUGUCAAGGUAAGAACGCUUCCUUUCAGUCUCCGGUUCUCUGUUAUCGUUCAAACAUUUCAAAUAUCACAAUUUAGUCGCGCAGCGCUACGGUAACAUCAAUAAGUGUAAAAAUAGAAUCCAUGAACUUCAAAAGGUGCAGGUGGUCCGGUCGGGUACUCACGCAGGGACCUCGGUAUCGAUUCGUAGACGUACACAGAGCUGAUGCUUUAUAGCUGUCACGCCAGUGCGUAGUCGAACCACACAAUAUGGCACAAGUCCUCGAUUCUGGGUCGGUUGUUGUAGCCGACUGGCACCGAAGUGCAGAUAGCAAGGAGUUCUUCAGCAGGAUUCUACACAAGAAAAGACGUAGAAACUUUGGUAUGUUUCUUGACUUAGUAUCUGCUAAAUUGCCCUACUUGUAUAUCAUACAUAAAUCAUACUGUACACAGUUAGCCUUAUAUUGAUUCAUUAACUUUACAUUUGAAUACAAAAAAAUAUAAAUAUACAUUUUUCCAGGUCUUCUGGAGGCUCCAGUGAUGCCCCCAAAUGUGGCUGUGGACACUGUUCACUAUAAGAUUUUCAUAACAGGAAAGAGUGGGGUGGGGAAGACUGCUCUUGCUGCACGUCUAGCUGGAUUGAAUAUUCCUAACAUGCACUAUGAAACUACAGGUAGGCCUAGUGCAGCUGUGAACAUUUGGCAUAAUACAGGUAGGCCUAGUGCAGCUGUGAACAUUUGGCAUAAUGCCUGCAUAUUAUGGGUUAAAUUAACAUGUGUAACAGCACAUUUCUCAAGUAACACACCUGUUCUUGUAGGUAUUGAGACCACAGUGGUGUAUUGGCCCGUGAAGUUGAGGGAGAGCGGUCGUGUUCUGUUUUUCCGCUUGCAGCUAUGGGAUUGUGGAGAGAACGCCUUACGCCGAUUUGACCACUUGCUUCCGGUAUGCUUGAAAUAUCACAAGCUUCACUUAGCACAGGAAAAAAGAAUAAUAGCAUUAAAAGCUGCACAAUGUUUUGGUGAUUCAUAUUAACAAAAAUGAUUAAAUUCCCUUUCCCUUUUCAUGUGCGUCUCAGUCCUGUAAGGAACAGGUGGAUGCCAUCCUCUUCCUCUUCUCCUUUACUGACCGAGCCUCCUUCGAUGAUCUGUCCAAUCAGAUCGCCAGAGGGUCUGAACCUUGCGACAGAGUUGUGAAAUUGGUUGUUGGCACCAAGUAUCCUUACAUCAUUCCCUGUGGGGGUGUGGUUGACCGUUUGUGACCGAUUAAUAUCCACUACCCAGAAUUCUUUGUUCUUGACAGCGAUCCUCAGAUUUGACCUGUUCAUGCACACAGACGUGACGGAGAGAGAGGUGUCUCGGUUCCAGGAGGUCUGGGGGUUGCCUGUGUUCCGUAUGGGGGGUGACGUCAGCAACGUCAGUAACCUGGGUGAGGUAGCUCCCCUACUGAACUGCCUGGCAGAGCACCUGUGGCACCAGGACUGUGUGGCUGCCAGGUCUACCAUCCUCCCAGUCUCCACACAGUCAGAGGCUGCUACUGUGGUACAUGUAUGA
Molecule: messenger RNA, 1529 nt
Organism: Coregonus sp. 'balchen'
Lineage: Eukaryota; Metazoa; Chordata; Actinopteri; Salmoniformes; Salmonidae
Source: the annotation of a GenBank genome assembly